Etheostoma spectabile (orangethroat darter) is the source of this 8723-nucleotide messenger RNA. RefSeq lists its product as uncharacterized. Lineage: Eukaryota; Metazoa; Chordata; Actinopteri; Perciformes; Percidae. Gene Ontology annotation, biological process: replication fork processing; protein ubiquitination. The record is from RefSeq and is a predicted model, not a curated record. The transcript has 10 exons. Gene Ontology annotation, cellular component: nucleus; site of DNA damage. The coding region runs from base 124 to 3384 and encodes 1086 amino acids. Gene Ontology annotation, molecular function: ubiquitin protein ligase activity.
UAAGGGAGGAGAAUAGAGGAGAGGAAAUAAAUUCUCCUAUGGAUUGAUAACCCUACUCCGCUGCUUUAACUCUGACUCAUCCCCCUCUCCGUUCCCAUUCUCACAUUGGUGCAUUCUGCCUGUAUGCUUCCCUCACCCCGGACGCACACACACACACACACACACACACACACACACACACACGCGCAGACACGUUUAGAGAGGCAGCUCCGCCUCCUCUGCAGUGUAGCGAGGGCAGCAAUGGAGGAGCGUGCAGUGCAGCAGGAAAAAAUAGAGGAAUCAUGGGAAGGAGGGCAUGAUGCGGGGAAGGCAGACUGGAAGAAUGAGUGCUCCCUCUCCUCCCUCCUUAAACACUCCUGUCUUCUUUGCUGGUCGUCUCCCAGGAACACCGACGUCGUGGAAACGGAUGAGAGAGUCCUCGCCAAGGCAACCGAGAUCAGAGUAAGAAGACCGCAGCACCUAGCGCUGGAGCUUGAGAAUGCAGUGGCGGUGGAGAACUUGGAGCUCCAGGAGCAGCAGUCGGACCGUAAGGAGCUGGAGGAGACUCUGGUUAAAUUAGAGACACAGAAAGAAACACUGGUGCAGCAAAUAAAGGCAACGAGACAGCUGUGCUAUGAAGAGAGUCAACAGAUCCUGUCUCUGCAGGCGGAGGAGGUGCUAAAAGAGAGCCAGGUGGAGGAGUAUGAGAGGGAACUUGCCAGAGUCCGGUGGAGGCUGAAGAGGCUCAGAGAUGAGGUGAAGCUGGCCAAGAGGAAGGUGCAGGAGGCCGGAGAGAGGGACACUCCUCUUCAAGACUCCAUCCGGCAGUCCUAUGAAGAGAUCCUGCAGGAGGAGCACACUCUGUAUUCUCUGUCAGGAGGCGCAGUCACUCCAGAAAGCCAGCUGGAGGAGUCAACAUCCCCUGCAGACACCACUGAAGAUGACCCGCUGCCUAUGAGGCCUUGGGGAAGGAGCCAAUCACUGCCUGCCUAUGCUGACCUGAUAAUGAGGGCCAGUGGCUCGUCUUUCUGCAAUAACCUAGCCAAUACCAGAGAAGAAGCAGACGACAGUGGGACCAGCUCCCCAAAGAUGGAUAGAUCUGACAUAGAGGAGGACCUAGAGGAGGGAGCGAUCAACAAUGAAGGGGAAAAAGAGAGAGAGAUGGAAGAGUCCACUAUGAACCCAAACCCUGUCAGCCAACUGGACUUCUACCAAGCCGAUCCCUUCGCCCACUGUCAGAGUGACCAUGACCUCUUCAAUGAAGACCUGUUCCCUAAAACUGACUCAUCCGGUGGAUUUGCUUCGGACCCUUUCAAAGGCAGCGACCCCUUUGCAGCAGAUAUUUUGUUCCCAGAUGCCAACAUAGGCACUGAUGAUGGGGCAGGAAAUGUUGGUGAUGAGGCAGACACUAGUCUGUCCUGUGCUGAAAACAAAGCCUCAACAGGAACUCAGUGCUUUGAAUCUGAGUUCCCAGACGAAGACAGCGACAUAGAAAUAAGCUACAGUCGAGAGGACCUGGACGCCAUUGCUGUGGUUGACGAUUCUUGCGGAUUUAAACCCAUUCAGAGCUCGUCAGAAGAGCUGGGGCCGGAGCCCAUCCAGGGUUGGAGGUCCCACGGUCAGUAUUCUAUAGAAUCCGACCCUAAUGGGUAUGAACUGGACCUUGGCACCGUCUCCCCUCCCUCUGACAUAGAAGAACAGAGUCUGGGAUCUCUAGCUGGUGGGGCUACCACCGAGGCAACAGCAGGACUGGAACAAGGUCUGGGUUCUGGUUCAGCUUCGGCACUCCCUGAGCUUGACGAAACAGUCCUGGUGAAACGAAAUUGGACGGGCGACAUAGAGCAAACCGUGUCCUGUUACGUUACCUCCAGUGAGGGGGCCGAGUCGGUUGGCAACAUCGAAGAGUCAGCCCAAAACCCUGCAACUCCCCAAAACUCACCAGACUCCCAAAACCUCUUCAUCCAGCCCGACACAGAUCACAACAGAGAGCUUAGUUUUGAGUUGAGCUAUGAACAAACCAGUCAGUCUUCCUUUGACCCAUACGGCUUUAAACUAAGUCCAGAACAUUCAAGUCACACCCUCUUAGACCCUGAUGAAGUCGAACUGAGCCCAGAACCUUCUGAAAACGAUCUAAACUUUGACCCUGAGCCUUCCUCUUCUCAAUCAGACCAACUUAACACUGACUGCUAUGGGUUUGACAUCACUUCCUCCCAAAUUGCACGGGACUCGGACCCUUACGGCUUUAAGCUCAGUCCUGAGGAAGAGAACCAAGAGGUACUUGACCUCUGUGGCCAUGAUAACCAGGAGGCGAUGGACUUUUGCCCCCAUGACAAUACUGAGCAAAUAGAACCAUGUUACUAUAGCAACCAGGAAGUCCUAGAUCCUCAUAUCCACGAAAACCAAGAAGUGCUUGAACGUUGUAGCCACAGUAACGAGGGACCGCUGGAUUUAUGUAACAAUGGAAACCAAGAACUGCUGGAACCUUCUAGUUUUGACGACACAGGGUUGGUUAGCAAUGAAAACCAGGAAUUCCUGGAUCUCUGUAGUCAUGACAACCAGGAGGUAGUAGAACCCUGUUGCAACACAACCAGUGAAGAUCUACUUGAACCUUGUAGCUAUGACAACCGAGAAGUGCUGGAACCUUGUCGCCAUGGGAAUAGGGAACUGCUGGAUUUCUCCAGUCCUGAAAAUCAGGAAGUGCUGGAUUUAGAUAGCCAUGGCAACCAAGACUUAGUGGAUUUUGGUAGCAAAGAAAAUCAGGAAGUGCUGGAUUUAGGUAGCCAUGGCAACCAAGACUUCCUGGAUUUUUGUAGCAAAGAAAAUCAGGAAGUGCCAGUUUCAGGUAGCCACGGCAACCAGGAACUCCUUGAUCUCGGAAGCAAUGAAAAUCAGGAAUCGCCAGACUUAAGUAGCCACGACAACCAGGAGGUGCUGGACUUGUUGAGUAAGGACAUUUUGCCCGAAGCAAACAAUAACCAACGCAUAGUGGACCCAGAGCUCCAUGUCAGUUCCACCAACAACAGCUCCGACAGUGAUUUGGCAUCAGAAGACCUGCUGGGACUCGAACUCGGUUACUCCAGGAGCCGCGCUACCAACAAGACUAACACCAGUACUGCCGACACCCUCAACAUGGCCAUCAGCAACAUGUCUGCCAACCGGGACAUUGCACCGUCCAAUGUUCCCGCCAGCCGCAACUUGUUAGAAGGUGAUCUGGGCUCAGUGUUCGGCGCCGGAGGAUACAUCGGUUGUCCUGAUGUAGCUGACGACCUCGAGCCUCUGGCGCGGAGGCAGGCCAACCCGGUAGCAGAGCCAGUACGACCAGUCAGACCAGUUAGGCCUCCUCGGCCCUCGCUCAGGGCCAAGGAGAAGGCUCAGUCCCAGACUCAGGGCAUCGACCUGAAGUGAUCGCUCACCAACCAACACUCAUGGGGGGGUUACCAUGUCAGCAGGGUUCCCAUGACCACAACGGCAACCCAAGAGAUAAAGUGAAUGACGAGAGAAGUAAGAGGACGAGUGACAAAAUGGAUACGGAGGGGGGGGGCAUGAAGGAGGGCUGAUUAAAUAGACAGGAGAGAGAGGUCAUUCUGCUGUUUAAUAUAUAUUGCAAUAAUUCUUGUUUCAGAUGUGUUUUUUGUUUUUUUUCAAAGUUGAAUGGAAAGAUAAGAAUUAGACUGACUGUUACCAUUAAGGAAAACUGAUUGGCUGGCGGCUUCAGUCCAUUGUGAGUUAUUUCUUUAAGUCAGGGUUGGAAACUAUAACUAUAUGAAAAUGAAUAUUCUUUGAGGGUGGGCUUAUUCCUUAUGUUUUUACCCCAAAUGAUGCUUGUCGAUCAAUCAUAAAGUUGAUAUUAUCUGUUAUUUAUUCCCUUUAUCAGCUGCCAACUCUCUCCUGUGUCCUCCAAUCUCUUAGUUAAGCUUCCCAUCCUUUCCGACUUUCCAGUUUUGACAGAGCCCGAUUAGUCCAAAGUAAAGAUAAUCUCUCCUUUUUGGAUUUGAGCUUAAUGUUGGAGCAUGUGUAAAUGGACUGUGUGUGACUUGGUCACAUAGAUGAAAAUGUAUAUAAGUGAUAUACUCAGAUAUUGUGGUUUUCAGAUUAUAUAGUCAAUUAGUAGUUUUAGGUCUAAGUUGGACGAGAGCUUUAUAAAGAGUUUGGUCGGGUUGUACAGUGAGUGCGUAUCUAUAUCGUCAGCAUAAUAAAAUGUGCAGUGUUUUCAGUCCUCAGUUACUAGGUGCUCCUUAAAGAGUACCUUAACAGCUGACUUAGAAGCAGUGUUUCACUGCCAUCUCUGGCUUAGAGUUUCAAGCCCCUUUCACCUGUUUCACCUCUCAGCAUGUGGUCGGAAGUGGGCUUUGUUGCACCUGUAACCACACCUGGCAUCCCAGAGUACGCCUGCACAUCACUGCCGAAAGGUGAGAUGUUAAACCACUGGAGCUCGGCAAAGACAACCUUUUCAGAAGGUGUUGAAUGACUUUUUAAAGCAUUUUAGCCACUGCACUUCAUAUUUGAACAUCAUAAUCAGCAGCACUACACGAAUGGCCCAUCACUGAAUACUGUUAGCAUUAAGAUGCCUCUACACUGCAUUUCACUACAUCAGUGUCCCAGUUCCAUAUGAUGUACUGAUACUACAAAGUAAAAACUAUGCAUUUUGCAAGUUUGACUGUGCGUUUUGACAGUAAGUACACAAGACAGAGAUUUCUUACUUGGUUCCAACAAAAAAAAGGACAGGUGUGAAAGUACAGGACGUGAAACCGCAUCUUUGAAAGACUUCUUUACUGCCAAUUUCAAGUGAGGACAAAAAAAAACCAGCAAGCAAAAAAUGCCAAAAUGAUUGGAAAAUGGACGAAUCUGUUUUCUGAGCUGCCACUGGUGUCUUCAUACCUCUGUCUGCAUUUUCUUCACUAAUUUACGGAUGUGAAAAACUAUAUUAUGCUGUAAUUGGGUCAAAAUAUUCCCAUCAAAAUAAUUCUCAAAACAUUAGAAACCACUUUGAAGUUUCUCUGUUUUUAUCAUCUUUUUUCCAUCUUGUUUAGCGUGACUACACAAAAACCAGUGUAGAAUUAGAGCUGAUUUAUUUUUUUCUCUAAAUAUAAUAUAGCUAUCUGCAAGUACGGCAGCCGAUUUGUAUAAAAAGAACAGAAAUGCCACGGAUAUUGUUUUAGAUAUUAAAGAAUAGUGUCUACCCGAGAGCACUGACAACUUUGUUUACAUUGUAAAAUGUCCCACUCACUACAUAUGUGAUCCCCAUCAAAUAUGUUCAUAUAAAUUGUGUAUUCAUGUGAAAUUCAUAAGUUUUUAAACUCUGAAUUUCAGAACCGGACUAAAAGAUCCAGAAUCAAUUGCACUAUAGUAUAUAGUACUAUAUACUGCUUUUGCACUUGGAACUCAUUAAAUCAAUUUAACUCACGGCUUCACUAACUGGAAUGCCAAUGUCAAGAAACUGUACAAGCAAAGCAAUAUAACAUAUGAGCAAUUUAAUAUAUUUUGAUGUCCCUCUGUUCUGUCGUGACAAUAAAACAAACAAGUUUAUUUUUACUGCAUUAUCAUGUUAUUUUAGUGAGAACUAGAUGAUAAAUAACUACAACUAACUAAUGUUAGGGAAAUCUGUUUUGUUACGCAUUUCUGGAUAUACUGUAUAUCAGGUUUUUAAAUCACCAAAUAUUUGUAUCGAGAUCGGCCUUAAAAAUGGGUCGGGCUCCACAAUCAAGCAGGUCUAAGAAGUAUCCUGACACGUUUUAAGCAUAUUUACAAUAAUUUAGUGUGAACUCACUUACAUACUCUAAACCUGCUUAGAGUUAGUAUGAAGUAUGGAACUGGGACACGGUAAGAAACGGUCUCGAGGCCGGAUCUGGCUCGAUUUCAUUGCUUUACAGCGCUGUUCGCCAAGACGAAUCGGACCAAAAGCUUAUCCAUGACUCUUACAGGCAGGUGCUUAGAGGAAGGUGUGAUAGUCCAUCACCUCCAACACGUUUACCCUCAUCAAACCAAAGACAUCAGAGAGGGUGGGGGGGGAGUGAGCACAGAUACCGCUCCAACACCAUGGGCUCAGUGUGGGCUGCCUCUGAAGACUGCGAUGUCCAGUCUGUCCGUCCAUGCAUGGCUCCGGGUGAUCAGAGUAGUUUGUCCUGCUGGUUGAAUGGUGUCGGAUCAAACUGCACAAAUUUCUUUUGUCAGACCUAAAAUAAUCCUUUGGGUUCUUGCUUUUGUUUGCCACUGAGGCGCAGCAGACCAUCACCUUUUAAGAUGAUGCUGGGAACUUGUUAGCUAAAAGUUGCUUAUUUACCCAUCCAGCAGACACAGAGCAUUUAUCAGUCAUUUAGAGUCUAGUCUGUGUGUCCACCUGAUGAAUGUUAGUCUAAUAUUCACUCUCUGUUAGCUCUGGUUUGGUCUCUACCAACUCCUGAGAGAAAUAUCUGGCUCUUUAGCUCCUGAAUGGUCCGCUAUGUUCCCCAGCUAGUCUCUAUCUGUUUGUGUGCUGUUUGAAGCUAUGAGAGCUGGGAGAGUGAUCCAAACAGUAAAGAUGCAGCUGGGGGAAAAAAUGAACUAAAACUCACAAUAACGCUCUGUUUCUGCUUGCUGUAAGGAACUCCACAAAUACUGUGUAACCAAUACAUGUUAUCCUCUGAGCUGCAAAGCACUGUACAUUCAAUAUACCAUGUAGCCAAUUCAUGCAAAUACAAUGAAACAUACAUAAACAGAAGUAUCCUUGUAUCAAGUCAACAAUGUGAAUAUUGGUGUGUCCUAUGCACAUGCUGAACAUGUAUCCCAGAUGACAGUCUACCUUCACACUGGAACAGACUUAGCAGACUCUGAAGCAACAUUUCCGUUAAUAUUAGGUUUCAGUUCACGCCUAACUCAUUACUACUUUGCCAUGAUUGCAUGAUAACACUGUGAAUACUGUAAAUCAAACAUUCUGGGGGUUUUGACACUUUGUAAACGUGCAGUCAAGACGAUGCAAAUUCAUGUUGUAUAACCAAGCCAUGACGUGGAUCAGAGACGUCAGUGAGACAGAUCUGACGUUGAGCUGGCUUUAUACAGUGCUGCUCCUGAGUGUGGGAACCACUGCUUAAGUUGACUAAAAAGAGGAAAAAAAAAAAUCUUUUGGAAAUUAAUCUUAAUGCCUUAUUUAAAAAAUGAGGAAAAAUCUGACCUGUAAGGACCCCAAUUUUCUUUGUGAAUGAAUAUUGUAUUGUAAUUAAAUACAUGCUCAUCUUAAAAUACAUGGAUACAGACAUUAUUUAUUUACGAUACAUUAUUCAUUAACAAAAAAAUUGGUGUUCUUAAAGGUUGAAUUUUUCCUAUUUUUUAAUCAAGGCAAUAAGAUCUAAAGAUUUUUUUUAUUCCUGUUUUUAGUCAACAGGGGUUCCUUUGCUCAUGAGCAGCACUGUAGGAAGAGGAAAUUAGUCUGUAACAGUAAUAGAUACCCUUACCGCUAUCCUUAGCACCUUUGCCAUGGGUUGUUUGAAUAUGUUUAUUAGUUUGUAUAAUACCAUAAGCCUCUCGUCUCACAUGCUUGUCCUGGAAGUGUGAAAACCAACAAAGAGGAGUACGUUAGACUGGCAGUGCUUAGAAAAGUUCCUCUGACAUGUCUUAAUAAUUCUGCUCUUGUGCACAAUACUAAUGAUGAGUCGAUAAUACCUUAUCACCUACCAUAAGGUGGUGAAAGCUGGAAGUAUCUCUCCUUACAAAGAAAUUCUUCUGUCAUCUGAAAAUGUUUUUGAGUUUUCGCUUGUUUCUGCUGUAUUCUUCCGUUUCAGGUGUAUUCCCUCACUAUUUAACAGCCUCUGUCUAUGAAGAUGACCAAAUAUCACUUGUGUGUUUUGUUUUCAGUACUUCUGAACUUUUUGUGUUCAUCUUUCAAUCACAUGAUGUAUCAAAUCUUUUGCUCAUCUGGGAUAAAGUGUGUGUAGAUGGUCCCUCCGCUGCCCAUGUUACCAUAACUACCAUCACUACUACUGUUAUCCAUGUAAACCAGACACAUUCAGUGCAUCUUCCUGUUUCACCCAGUUUUUUGUUUUGUUUUACGAACUGACUAAACAAAAACUGAUAUGGAUCAAAAUAACAUGAAUUCAUGUCCAAAUGACUGUCAAUGACAGAUUGACAGUCAUUAUUAAAAGAACCAAUCAUAUGGCUUGAUUACAGAGAACUGUAUAAAAUAUUUAAGAACAUUUCCCAAUUGUCUCCCUGAAGUUUACUUUUAAAGCAUGUGUGAACACUUCUGAAUUAAAUGGGCUCGACCUCCCACUCUCCAAGUUGUUAAUCAAUAAUCAUCUGAGGCGGUGCACUGUAAAAAAUGACCAGGUUAAUUUAUUAUUUACACAAAGGGCAGUUGAAUUAUUUGUUGUCGCUGACAUAUUUAUUUAUUUUUGUAUUGAUCGAUUUUUGUAUUUAUUUAUGUACAGGCUGCUUAUUACUCCUACAUGUUCAAGACCCAGACAUGAUGAGAAUAUUAUUGAAAGCUGUUGUCAGAGUAGUAAUAUUGGUAAGAGAGAGAAGGUAAAGGUGCUUCUGGAGCUUUUCAUCCAUUUAUUGUCGUCGCAGUGUGUGCGUGUGUUUUCUAUGAUGUAUGCACUUUGAAAGCAAAUGCUUGGUUGAGUGAAAUGAUAUUCAAAAGCUCCUCUGGGUUUUGCCUUGGUGAAGCCAUGGUUAUGAUAAUACAUUUAUGUGUGAUGUUUUAUGUGUUCAUGUCUAAAUGUGAGGUUCUGUGUUGGCAAAAUUAAGAAAAUAAAAGUAAUAUUAAAUCCCAA